Molecule: messenger RNA, 1909 nt
Organism: Exaiptasia diaphana
Lineage: Eukaryota; Metazoa; Cnidaria; Anthozoa; Actiniaria; Aiptasiidae
Product: octopamine receptor 1-like
Exons: 4
Coding region: 752-1807 (351 amino acids)
Biological process (GO): adenylate cyclase-activating adrenergic receptor signaling pathway
Cellular component (GO): membrane
Molecular function (GO): G protein-coupled receptor activity
Source: RefSeq, a predicted model, not a curated record
CGCGUKUUUCCAAAUCAAUUUAUUGGGAUACAAAGCAUUUGUAGUAGAUUACCUUUUGACCCUUCCGAUGCCACAAAUAUUCUGUAAGUCAAUACCAAUAUCUUGCUUAGUAGGAAAUAAUUAUAAUUUUUUUUUUGUAGUAUUCAAAAUCUAAUUGUUGCUAUUCUGGCUACAGCAAUCUAUUUAUAUUUUGUUUGUCGGGUUGGGUAUCUUCACAGCUCCAUGCUGGUUCUAUCUUGUACAUUUUCAACAACUGAACAUUUAUUUACAGCAAACAUCACACACAGCACGUGUCUUAUAUCUAGUGAUUUUACAUUAAUGCACCUUAAAUAUAGCCAAUGCCGUUUUCUUUUGCAUCUAAUAUACAUUUUUAUUUGCUUCGGCUUUAGCGUCAACGCCCAAAUAAGCAUUAUUAGCGAUAUUUUUGCAAACAUUUUCAUGUCAURGUUGAUAAUUAAAAUCAAUAUUUAGUUUUCUGAUUCUACACCCUAUUGAGAAUAUCGCCCGSAGGUMAUACUCCUGUCAAGGUAACGGCGUGUAUAACUACUCAUACACAAUGARAAAAGAGUCAUUAGUACUCUCAUGGACAUCUGCUUGAUUUAGUCAGUCGACACAAGGCACUCGGUUUAAUUGCUGAACUUGACACAGCGCGCAGUUGCUACAAAACACCCUAGGAUGAAUUAAUGUCCACAUUGCACUAAAAAAGCUUCACGGAUUAAGUGCGUGUUUACCUAUAAAAGGUCGUCCAAUAAUGAACAAUUCAUCAUCAACCUCRUCCCAGUCCCUCACACUUGAAGAGGUCCUCAGCCAGCCAAGGGUUGCUAUGGUUACAACCUUUUUGUUGCUCUUAACAGUGUUCAUCCUCAUUGGUAACUUCUUAGUAUUAUGGACUAUCUGUUCAACACGGAGGCUGUGGUUUUCGGCCUUCUACUUUGUUGCAAGCUUGGCCGUCUCGGAUUUUCUGGUCGGGGUACUAGUGCUKCCAAUCUCUUUAGCCUACCACUUGACAUAUGAAAUGUGUGGACAAUGGAUAUUUGGCACGUUCACGUGCAAGGCUUGGCUACUCGCUAACUUCUGGUUCUGCAGUGCGUCGGUUCUUAACCUUUGUUUAGUCAGUUGGGAUCGUUACGUAGCUGUGACGUCAUCUCUCCUCUACCAAUCGCGCAUGAGCGAUAAUCGGGUCCUGAAGAAGAUAGCUCUUUCGUGGGGAMUAAGUCUGUGUAUYGGKGYCAUUCUGGUGGCGGGUUUACAGCCCAAGACCAGCGAAAAUCCAAAUUGYAACGUCUUGAAUUCACACACAGUUGCGACUUUACUCGGCGCUGUGUUUGUGUUUAUUAUACCAGUAAUUUUAUUGGUGUUUGUCAAUGGUCGUAUCUGGAUCGUCGCUAGAGGCCAUACCAAACGCAUCCACGUUAAUGUCCAGGAACCUGGCCGCCUCACAGUCGAMAAAUCCAGGAAGAGYCAACAAUCCACAGAGCUGUCAGUACGCUCAAUAACAACUGGGAACAGYAAAGAAAGAAAGGGAUUCUCGUUAUCAAGGACUUUAAGACAAGAAAUUAAGACUUUUAAGACAUUUYURGUUGUAAUUGGUGCCUUUGUAGYUUGUUGGACGCCAUUUUAUACCAUGUUAGUGACGAGCUAUUUUCGUCCAAUACAUGGUCUGUUAUUUUACUUCACUAUUAUCUUAACGUACUGCAAUAGUGCCAUUAAUGUCCUCAUAUAUGCUAUCUUCAGUCGAGAUUUUAGAAAAGCCUUGAUUGACAGUGUCAAGUGUAGACAUAAACGAAACAAUUGUUGUUGUUGUUGACUUACAAGAAACUGUURACUCCAAAAUACUACCGUGUUUACUGAACAUAUUUGUACAUAUAUAUAGGAGAAGAUGACUAAUAAAGAAUAAGAAUAUCUAUGA